AUGGCGAAUUUGUACGGCGGGGAUUUAACCAACAAAAUUGAUUAUGUGUUCAAAAUCGUGCUGAUCGGCGACUCGGCGGUGGGAAAAUCGCAGCUCCUGGCGCGAUUCUCGCGGAAUGAGUUCAGUCUGGACUCCAAGGCCACUAUCGGAGUUGAGUUCCAGACACGGACGGUUGCGAUUGAUCAGAAGACUAUCAAGGCGCAGAUUUGGGACACCGCCGGCCAGGAGAGGUACAGAGCAGUGACCAGCGCAUACUACCGAGGGGCAGUUGGUGCCAUGCUGGUGUACGACGUCACCAAGCAGCAGACUUUCGAUCACGUCGCCAGGUGGCUGGACGAACUCCGAGGUCAUGCGGAUAAGAACAUUGUCAUCAUGCUUGUUGGCAACAAAACCGACCUUGAGAACCUUCGAAAAGUAUCAACUGAAGGUGCCAAGGACUUCGCGCAGGGGGAGAACCUGUUCUUCAUGGAAACAUCCGCACUCGAGUCGACCAAUGUCGAGCCGGCCUUUCUGACCGUGUUGACUGAGAUUUAUCGGGUGGUGAGCAAAAAGGCACUCGUUGCGAACGAAGCAGAAUCGGGAGGGAGUGAGUCUCUACUCAAGGGGACAAAGAUUGUUGUUCCCGGACAACAACCGGUGAUUGCCAAUAACAAAUUCGGCUGUUGUGGGUCGUCAUAG
This is a messenger RNA of Striga hermonthica, 678 nucleotides long. NCBI's taxonomy places the organism in Eukaryota, Viridiplantae, Streptophyta, Magnoliopsida, Lamiales, Orobanchaceae. The record is from the annotation of a GenBank genome assembly.